This is a messenger RNA of Cotesia congregata, 762 nucleotides long. NCBI's taxonomy places the organism in Eukaryota, Metazoa, Arthropoda, Insecta, Hymenoptera, Braconidae. The record is from the annotation of a GenBank genome assembly.
AUGUUCUCUAAUUUUAAAGCAGUAGCGCUGUUAGCCCUGGUAGCGGCAGGAUUAGCAGCUCCGCAAUACCGAACAGAGCCAUCAUCACCAUCAUCACCCCCUGAAGCGAUAGUAAGCAGCUCUUUUAAUGGCCCGAACCCCGACGGUUCCUAUCAAUACAAUUACGAGACCGAAAAAGGAACAAAAGUCAGCCAAGAAGGUAGUGUGAUUCCCUCAAGCGACCAGGAGAACAAAGAAGGCGCCCUGUCAGUUUCCGGGGCGUACAGCUACGUUGGUGACGAUGGUGUUCCUAUCCAGGUGACCUACGUCGCCGACGAAAACGGAUUCCGACCCGUCGGGGAUCAUUUUCCAGUUUCUCCGCCAAUUCCUGAAGCGAUCCUCAAGGUGAUAGCGAUUGCAGCGCCAAUUGCAUUGACAGCUCCGGCAGAGGAUGUGAUCCCAAUUGUCAGUCAAACACAAGACGGACCUAACCCCGACGGGUCGUACAAGUGGGCCUACGAGGCGGGAAACGGAAUCAAGGCCCAGGAAGAAGGACAAGUGGCCAAUGCCGGCAGUGAGAAUGAAGCUAUGCAAGCAGCCGGUGAAUUCUCGUACCGCGGGGACGAUGGACAGGAAAUUUCGCUGAAGUACACUGCUAAUGAAGAGGGCUUCAAGCCAGAGGGAGCCCAUUUGCCUACCGCGCCACCUAUUCCCCCGCUCAUCCAAAAAGCGCUUGAUUGGAUCGCAGCGCAUCCUUCCAAAGAAGACCAGAACAAUGUUUAA